AUGGGGGCAGAAGAGGGCAGGUUAAGUGUUUUCCGCUGAUGUGUGCAUCAGUGAACAGAGAUGAAGCGUAUAUAUUGGGAGAGGUAAUGGUCAGAGUGGAAGGACAAGGUUCUUGCUACCAGCUGUUAAACACGCUGCGCAGCAUCUAGACGCAAAAGGUCUCAGCACGAAGCAUCAUGGAAUCUGCCAUCUGCACCCUUGUCACCGAGUUCAAGACGUACGCUGGGAAAGAUGGAUCCUCCAGCACCCUGAGCAAAGACGAAUUCCACAACCUAGUGUCCUCUCAGCUGCCCAACUAUGUCAAGAACGCCAGCGACCCCGGGGCCAUCGAGGAGCUCAUGGGCUCGCUGGAUGAAAACAACGAUGGGGAGCUGACUUUCUCCGAGUUCUGGCAGCUGAUUGGAAAACUGGCAAGCAAACAGGGGGGCUUUUAGUCAGUACAACUCGCCGUCUUCUGUCAAUAUGUGGUUUUGAGCAGAUUGUGCAAUCGGCUCAAGUGAAGCUGUCCGACUGUAAACUCAAAGGUAUUCGAAUUCUUUUAUCACUCCACCAGUGCCACAUGUGUAACUCUUUAGUUAACCAUUUGUUGAACGCAGGGAACUUUGAAUUAAAGGCUUCAUUGUCCUGAACCCUCAGCCACCAA
Epinephelus moara (kelp grouper) is the source of this 643-nucleotide messenger RNA. It is a transcript of the gene s100a11, whose product is annotated as S100 calcium binding protein A11. The transcript is spliced from 3 exons. Gene Ontology annotation, molecular function: transition metal ion binding; calcium ion binding. Gene Ontology annotation, cellular component: perinuclear region of cytoplasm. The record is from RefSeq and is a predicted model, not a curated record. NCBI's taxonomy places the organism in Eukaryota, Metazoa, Chordata, Actinopteri, Perciformes, Serranidae. The coding region runs from base 177 to 434 and encodes 85 amino acids.